Molecule: messenger RNA, 8331 nt
Organism: Gavialis gangeticus (Gharial)
Lineage: Eukaryota; Metazoa; Chordata; Crocodylia; Gavialidae
Gene: ACACA
Product: acetyl-CoA carboxylase alpha
Exons: 54
Coding region: 384-7253 (2289 amino acids)
Biological process (GO): fatty acid biosynthetic process
Molecular function (GO): metal ion binding; ATP binding; acetyl-CoA carboxylase activity
Source: RefSeq, a predicted model, not a curated record
UAUGGAAGCUGCAGCAGCGAUGCUGUCUCUUAAAUCCAGUUACAUAACUCGAGGCUCACUCCUCCCUGAUCAGCUCUUUUCUCUCGAAUGCAGCUCAGGCAGUGCUACUCCUCCGUCUGUGUGUACACACUGUGUGCCACAGGGAGAGAGUAACUGAGCCCGAUAAGGGGGAAAGGAGGGACAAAGGUUACAGAUCCCAGAUGCUCAGGGACGUGCUGCUGUUCAGAUCUGAUUGCACCGAAAACCGUGCAAACCCGAGAGGCACUUGAGAGCUUUCUCCUACAGGAUUUUCAGCUGCAACGUUAAGAGCAAGCACAGCAGGAGCCACUGUAAACAAGUCGUAGGCAAAAAUAAAAUCCUGCCUGUGCCUCUACGGAGCCGGCAUGGAGGAUUCUGCAGAGGAAAGCCAAGAGAUGAGGUACCACAUGCUCCAAAGGCCCAGUAUGUCUGGCUUGCACCUUGUAAAGCAAGGCCGAGAUCGGAAGAAAGUUGACUUGCAGAGGGAUUUCACUGUGGCUUCCCCAGCUGAAUUCGUUACUCGUUUUGGGGGGAAUAAAGUCAUUGAGAAGGUCCUUAUCGCCAAUAAUGGGAUUGCGGCAGUGAAAUGCAUGAGGUCCAUCCGACGCUGGUCCUAUGAGAUGUUUCGAAAUGAGCGUGCCAUCAGAUUCGUUGUCAUGGUGACUCCUGAAGAUCUGAAAGCAAAUGCAGAGUACAUUAAAAUGGCUGAUCACUAUGUCCCUGUGCCAGGAGGGCCAAACAACAACAACUAUGCAAAUGUUGAAUUGAUUCUGGAUAUCGCAAAACGGAUUCCAGUGCAGGCUGUGUGGGCUGGCUGGGGUCAUGCUUCUGAGAACCCCAAACUACCAGAGCUCCUUCACAAGAAUGGAAUUGCCUUCAUGGGUCCCCCAAGCCAAGCCAUGUGGGCUUUGGGGGAUAAAAUUGCAUCUUCAAUAGUGGCUCAAACAGCAGGCAUCCCAACUCUCCCCUGGAGUGGCAGUGGCCUUCGUGUGGACUGGCAGGAGAAUGAUCUUCAGAAGCGCAUCUUGAAUGUCCCGCAGGAGCUGUAUGAAAAGGGUUAUGUGAAGGAUGUGGACGAUGGGUUGCGGGCUGCUGAGGAAGUUGGCUACCCAGUCAUGAUCAAGGCCUCUGAAGGUGGAGGAGGAAAAGGAAUCAGGAAAGUUAACAAUGCCGAUGAUUUCCCCAAUCUCUUCAGACAGGUGCAAGCUGAAGUCCCGGGCUCGCCGAUCUUCGUGAUGAGACUGGCCAAGCAGUCCCGCCACCUGGAGGUGCAGAUCCUUGCGGAUCAGUAUGGCAAUGCCAUUUCCCUCUUUGGCCGUGAUUGCUCAGUGCAGCGCAGGCAUCAGAAGAUCAUUGAAGAGGCUCCGGCGUCCAUUGCUACCAUCGUGGUGUUCGAACACAUGGAGCAGUGCGCGGUAAAGCUUGCCAAGAUGGUGGGGUAUGUGAGUGCUGGGACAGUGGAGUAUCUCUACAGCCAGGACGGGAGCUUCUACUUCCUUGAGCUGAAUCCCCGGCUGCAGGUAGAACACCCCUGCACGGAGAUGGUGGCUGACGUGAACCUGCCUGCAGCACAGCUUCAGAUUGCCAUGGGGAUUCCUCUUCACCGGAUCAAAGAUAUCCGAGUUCUGUAUAGUGCUUCUCCAUGGGGAGAUACACCCGUUGACUUCGAGAAUUCAGCCCAUGUCCCCAGUCCACGUGGUCAUGUGAUUGCUGCUCGUAUCACCAGUGAGAAUCCAGAUGAGGGUUUUAAGCCCAGCUCUGGAACAGUCCAAGAACUGAAUUUCCGCAGCAAUAAGAAUGUCUGGGGUUAUUUCAGUGUCGCGGCUGCAGGGGGACUUCAUGAAUUUGCUGACUCUCAGUUUGGGCACUGCUUCUCAUGGGGAGAAAAUCGUGAAGAAGCCAUCUCUAACAUGGUGGUGGCUUUGAAGGAACUGUCUAUCCGAGGGGAUUUCCGAACCACUGUUGAGUACUUGAUUAAACUGCUGGAGACGGAAAGCUUCCAGCACAACCGCAUUGACACUGGCUGGCUGGACAAGCUCAUUGCGGAAAAAGUUCAGGCAGAGAGGCCUGAUACCAUGCUAGGAGUGGUGUGUGGGGCUCUGCAUGUGGCUGACGUGAGCUUCCGUAACAGUGUCUCCAACUUCUUGCACUCUCUCGAGAGGGGUCAGGUCCUGCCUGCUCAUACUCUGCUGAACACGGUGGAUGUGGAACUCAUCUACGAAGGUCGGAAAUAUGUGCUGAAGGUGACCAGGCAGUCUCCCAAUUCCUAUGUGGUCAUCAUGAACAACUCCUGCGUGGAGGUUGACGUGCACCGGUUGAGUGAUGGAGGACUGCUCUUAUCCUACGAUGGCAGCAGCUACACCACCUACAUGAAGGAAGAAGUGGACAGAUAUCGGAUCACCAUAGGUAAUAAGACCUGUGUGUUCGAGAAGGAGAAUGACCCAUCCAUCCUGCGCUCGCCCUCUGCUGGGAAGCUCAUCCAGUACGUGGUGGAGGAUGGAGGACACGUGUUUGCAGGCCAGUGCUUUGCGGAAAUAGAGGUGAUGAAGAUGGUGAUGACACUGACAGCAGCAGAAUCGGGCUGCAUCCACUAUGUCAAACGCCCUGGGGCAGCACUGGACCCUGGCUGCGUGAUUGCCAAGCUGCAGUUGGAUGAUCCCAGCAGGGUUCAGCAGGCUGAGCUGCACACUGGCACCUUGCCAAAGAUCCAGAGCACAGCACUUCGAGGCGAGAAGCUCCAUCGUGUCUUCCAUUACGUCCUUGAUAACCUGGUCAAUGUGAUGAAUGGAUACUGCCUGCCGGAGCCAUACUUUGGCAGCAAGGUGAAGGAUUGGGUUGAGCGGUUGAUGAAGACCCUGAGAGACCCAUCUUUGCCACUCCUGGAGCUUCAGGACAUCAUGACCAGCGUCUCUGGGCGCAUCCCACCCAAUGUGGAGAAGUCCAUCAAGAAGGAGAUGGCCCAGUAUGCCAGCAACAUCACAUCCGUUCUCUGCCAGUUUCCCAGCCAGCAGAUUGCCAACAUUUUGGACAGCCAUGCAGCCACGCUGAAUCGCAAAUCUGAGCGGGAGGUCUUCUUUAUGAACACUCAGAGUAUUGUUCAGUUGGUGCAGAGGUACCGAAGUGGUAUUCGAGGCCACAUGAAGGCUGUGGUGAUGGAUCUUCUCCGUCAGUACCUGAAGGUGGAGACUCAGUUCCAGCACGGUCACUAUGACAAGUGUGUCUUUGCGCUUCGGGAAGAGAACAAAAGUGACAUGAACACUGUAUUGAACUACAUCUUCUCCCACGCCCAGGUCACCAAGAAGAACCUGCUUGUAACAAUGCUCAUUGACCAACUGUGUGGCCGAGACCCCACCUUGACAGACGAGUUAAUUAAUAUUCUGACUGAGCUGACCCAGCUGAGCAAGACGACCAAUGCUAAAGUAGCGCUGCGGGCACGUCAGGUUCUCAUUGCUUCCCAUUUGCCGUCAUACGAGCUGCGUCACAACCAGGUGGAGUCCAUCUUCCUAUCAGCCAUUGACAUGUACGGACACCAGUUCUGCAUUGAGAACCUGCAGAAACUCAUUCUGUCUGAGACAUCCAUCUUUGAUGUGCUACCAAAUUUCUUCUAUCACAGUAACCAGGUGGUGAGAAUGGCAGCUCUGGAGGUGUAUGUUCGAAGAGCAUACAUUGCUUAUGAGUUGAACAGUGUCCAGCAUCGGCAGCUAAAGGACAACACCUGUGUAGUGGAGUUCCAGUUCAUGUUACCCACCUCCCAUCCAAACAGAGGGAACAUCCCCACGCUCAACAGAAUGUCCUUCUCUUCCAACCUCAACCACUACGGGAUGGUCCAUGUGGCCAGCGUGAGUGACGUGCUGCUGGACAGCUCAUUCACCCCGCCCUGCCAGCGGAUGGGCGGGAUGGUCUCCUUCCGGACGUUUGACGAUUUUGUCAGAAUCUUCGAUGAAGUGAUGGGUUGCUUCUGUGACUCUCCUCCCCAAAGCCCGACCUUCCGUGAAGCCAGCCGCACUUCUUUGUAUGAUGAAGAUAAGGUUGCCAGAGAGGAGCCCAUUCACAUCUUGAAUGUUGCCAUUAAGACCGACAGCGAUAUUGAUGACGAUGGGCUGGCAGCCAUGUUCAGGGAGUUCACACAAAGCAAGAAAUCCAUCCUGAUUGAGCAUGGGAUCCGGAGGCUGACAUUCCUUGUAGCACAAAAGGAUUUCAGAAAACAGGUCAACUAUGAGGUGGAUCAAAGAUUUCAUAGGGAAUUUCCCAAAUUUUUCACAUUCCGUGCCAGAGACAAGUUUGAGGAAGAUAGGAUCUACCGCCACUUGGAGCCAGCUCUGGCUUUCCAGUUAGAGCUGAACCGAAUGAGAAACUUUGAUCUCACUGCCAUUCCGUGUGCCAACCAUAAGAUGCACCUGUACCUGGGAGCAGCCAAAGUCGAAGUGGGCACGGAGGUGACGGAUUACAGGUUCUUCGUGAGGGCUAUUAUAAGGCAUUCAGACUUAGUCACCAAGGAAGCCUCCUUUGAGUAUCUUCAGAACGAAGGGGAGCGCUUGCUUUUGGAAGCCAUGGAUGAGCUGGAGGUGGCAUUUAAUAACACCAACGUGCGCACAGACUGCAAUCACAUCUUCUUAAACUUUGUGCCCACUGUCAUCAUGGAUCCAUCUAAGAUAGAAGAGUCUGUACGGAGCAUGGUGAUGCGCUACGGAAGCCGCCUGUGGAAACUCCGUGUCCUUCAAGCAGAGCUGAAAAUCAACAUUCGCUUGACACCAACUGGAAAAGCGAUACCUAUCCGUCUCUUCCUGACCAAUGAAUCUGGCUACUACUUGGACAUCAGCCUCUACAAGGAGGUGACGGAUUCCAGGACAGCCCAGAUUAUGUUCCAGGCAUACGGAGAUAAACAGGGACCACUUCAUGGCAUGCUGAUCAACACCCCAUAUGUGACAAAAGACCUCCUUCAGUCCAAGAGGUUCCAGGCACAGUCUUUAGGGACAACAUAUGUCUAUGACAUUCCUGAGAUGUUUCGGCAGUCGCUGAUUAAACUCUGGGAUUCCAUGAACGAAUGUGCAAUUCUGUCUACACCGCCUCUGCCUUCUGACAUGCUGACUUAUACCGAACUGGUCCUGGACGAUCAAGGCCAGCUGGUGCACAUGAACAGGUUACCUGGUGGAAAUGAGAUUGGUAUGGUGGCCUGGAAAAUGACCCUCAAGAGCCCCGAGUACCCAGAAGGCCGUGAUAUCAUAGUCAUUGGCAAUGACAUCACAUACCGAAUUGGCUCCUUUGGACCACAGGAGGACCUGCUCUAUCUUCGGGCCUCUGAACUUGCUCGAACUCAGGGCAUCCCCCGGAUUUACGUGGCUGCCAACAGUGGAGCGAGGAUUGGUUUGGCUGAGGAGAUUCGUCAUAUGUUUCACGUGGCCUGGGUGGAGCCUGAUGAUCCGUAUAAAGGAUACAAAUACUUGUAUCUGACACCUCAAGAUUAUAAGAAGGUCAGUGCCUUGAACUCAGUCCAUUGUGAGCACGUGGAAGACGAAGGAGAGUCCAGGUAUAAGAUAACAGAUAUUAUUGGAAAGGAAGAAGGACUUGGAGUAGAAAACCUCAGAGGGUCCGGCAUGAUUGCUGGAGAGUCAUCAUUAGCCUAUGACAGUAUUAUCACCAUCAGCCUGGUCACAUGUCGGGCAAUUGGCAUUGGGGCUUACCUUGUUCGGCUUGGACAGAGGACCAUCCAAGUGGAGAACUCCCAUAUAAUCCUGACCGGAGCCGGAGCUCUGAACAAGGUGCUUGGACGGGAGGUGUACACCUCAAACAACCAGCUGGGUGGGAUCCAGAUCAUGCACAACAAUGGAGUGACACACAGCACCGUGUGCGAUGAUUUUGAAGGUGUCUACACCAUUCUGCUGUGGUUAUCCUACAUGCCAAAGAGUGUGUCCUGCCCGGUUCCUAUCCUCAGUGUCAAGGAUCCGAUAGACAGAACUAUUGAGUUCGUUCCCACCAAGACUCCCUAUGAUCCCCGGUGGAUGUUGGCUGGACGUCCUCAUCCAACUCAAAAAGGCCAGUGGUUAAGUGGGUUCUUUGACCAUGGCUCCUUCCUGGAGGUCAUGCAGCCUUGGGCACAAACAGUUGUAGUUGGCAGAGCCAGGCUGGGAGGAAUACCUGUAGGAGUAGUUGCCGUAGAAACCAGAACGGUGGAGCUAAGUAUCCCUGCUGACCCUGCAAACCUGGACUCGGAGGCCAAGAUAAUCCAGCAGGCCGGUCAAGUGUGGUUCCCGGACUCUGCCUUUAAGACAGCCCAAGCUAUCAAGGACUUUAACAGAGAGGGACUUCCUCUGAUGGUCUUUGCCAACUGGCGAGGCUUCUCCGGUGGCAUGAAAGACAUGUAUGACCAGAUACUGAAGUUCGGUGCCUACAUCGUGGACGGCCUGCGGGAAUACAGGCAGCCAGUGAUUGUUUACAUCCCACCCCAGGCAGAGCUGAGAGGAGGAUCCUGGGUGGUGAUCGACCCCACCAUUAACCCUCGACACAUGGAGAUGUAUGCAGACCGGGACAGCAGAGGAGGAGUUCUGGAGCCAGAAGGGACAGUAGAAAUCAAAUUCCGCAAGAAAGAUUUGGUGAAGACAAUGAGGCGAGUGGACCCGAUCUACAUUCGGCUGGCAGAGCGGCUAGGCACCCCGGAGCUCAGCCAGGCUGAGCGGAAGGAGCUGGAGACUAAGCUGAAGGAGCGGGAGGAAUUCCUGACCCCUAUCUAUCACCAGGUGGCUGUGCAGUUUGCUGACCUGCAUGACACGCCGGGCCGCAUGCAGGAGAAAGCCGUCAUCACCGACAUUCUGGAGUGGAAAACCUCCCGGACUUUCUUCUACUGGAGGUUGCGGCGCCUGCUGCUGGAAGACGUGGUCAAGAAAAAGAUCCACGAUGCCAACCCUGAGCUGACGGACGGGCAGAUCCAGGCCAUGCUGAGGCGCUGGUUUGUGGAAGUCGAGGGGACAGUCAAGGCGUACUUGUGGGAUAACAACAAGGACCUGGUGGAGUGGCUGGAGAAACAGCUCACAGAAGAAGAAGGCGUUCGCUCGGUCGUGGAGGAAAACAUCAAAUACAUCUCCAGAGAUUACAUCCUCAAGCAGAUACGGAGUUUGGUACAGGCCAAUCCUGAGGUUGCCAUGGAUUCCAUCGUUCACAUGACCCAGCAUAUAUCACCGACCCAGCGAGCCGAGAUCGUGCGGAUUCUUUCAACAAUGGACUCGCCUCCUUCGACGUAAGAGGAUUCGUCUCCCACUCUCCUUUUCCCCCCCGUACAGUGGAAAAAGCUGCGAGUUCCCCUUUGCUCAACGCUGUACUGAGAAGAGGAAGCAAAGGGAAAUGCUACAGCAACAACACUUUUAUAUUUGAAAAUCAGACUGGCUGCAAAGACACAAGGAAACCGUCUCAAAGCAAGUUCCAGGAGCCAGGUCCUAGCUGUCUUAACUGUACCUUAUUUAUUUAACACCGUGUGACUGGACCAAAGUGUCAGCUGGCUGCUCGGCUGCCACGCAAAAGCACUACACAGACUAUGAAGGGUACCCCGGUACCGUGAGGUCUUAACACGCUCUCAGCUCUGCCCCUGCCAACUCGCCUUUGUUCGCCCAGUCUGGGGGAGGUGGGACAAAGGUGGUGGCUUUGUACGUGCCAAUGGUAUCGGUCAGGGCUGGCUGUUCCUCCAAGUGCAGCUCAAACGUUGGUUGAUUCCCCGUAGGAAGAAAUGGAAAAAUGGCACUCAUGGUAGUUUUCUUACCCUCCCAAGGAGUGGAGACACCCAGUGACUCCUGGCAUCUUCCCUCCUUGCUGCUGCUGGCUACGUUUUCCACUUCAAACACGCACAGCUGUCUUGUGUGCUCGGCCUCCAACAACCCCUGUCAUAUAAGUAUUGUUCUGACCAGGGCUUUCAGCCUGUCUUGAGUUGGAACAGAGAUUCUGCUGGUUUCCCGCAGAAUGAAAAUGCUGUAGAUUAUAAUUGUUGCUUUAGCUGCACCCAGAAAUUGGAUGCUAAAUCCAUAGCAAAUGGUAGCUUUUUCUGUCUUAAAGGCUGACCCCCCACCUAUCACAUCCUCACUUGUGUAUAGAGCGGCAUUGAUACUCUGUCGGCACAUUUAGAAGCUGUAGCUAUGGUCGUGUUGGUACUUGUUAGUUUUCCCUGGAUGAGAGAGACAGAAAGGCUCAUUCCGUGGCAUGGGGGAAGGUGGCAGUAGUUAGUUUCAGAUGUACUGAAAUUAAAACCACCUCGCUAACUUUUUUGUACUUUUUUGUUACUGAAACCAAUGUUUUUAAAUGAAAAAAAACAGCUGCUCAAUCAACCGUGUG